AUGAGUCAAGAAGAUGAUGAUAAUAUAUUAUUAUCAACAUCAACUCUAUUAAAAUCUCAAGAUACCUUUAGAGGUAAAAUCAAUACAAAUAGUAGUUUAUACAAAUCAUUGAAUAGUAAUAAUAAUAAUUUCAAUUUUAAUCAAAGUAUAAAUAAUAAUAAUAAUAAUAAUAAUAAUAAUAAUAAAGCAAUAUUUCUUGAUAAUAAAGAAUUUAAUUCACUUUCAAAAGAUAUUGAAGAAUAUUUGAAUUCAAUCGAGAAUAAUAAUAGCGAUAAUGAUGAUGAUGAUGAUGACGACGAACAAAAUUCAACAGUAAAUGAAAUCAAUAAUGAUUUACCAAUUACAUUUCUUAGUGAUGCAAAUGAAGCAAUUAAAAAACAACAAUUAUACAUUCAACAAUUAGAAAGACAAUUAAAACAAGAUAAAAGAAUUGGUGAUAAUUUAUUACAACAAUCAUUAGAAUUAUCAUCAACUGAAAAGGAAUUAUCAGAAUUAAAAGUAAAAUUCAAUGAUAUUGAAAGAACAAAUAAAUUUUUACUUACAAAAACUGCUGAAGCAAGAUUAGAUUUAGAAAAUUCUGAAAAAAUUAAUCAAACUAAAAUUGCAAACAAAAAUUUAGAAAUUGAAGGAUUAUCAAAAAAAAUUAAAUUUCUAUCAAAUAGUGAAAAAGAAUUAGAAGAUAAAUUAAAAGAAAUGGAUAAUAAAUAUUUAGAAUUAGAAAGAAAUACUCAAUUAAAGAUUAGAGCUAUUGAAAAAGAAAAAACAAAUUGUAGAACAGAAAUUGUUGAAUUAAAACAUAAAAAUUCAAAUCAAAAUGAUUUAACAUCAAUUCAAAAAUUAAAAGAUUCAGAAAUUCAACAUUUAAAAUCAAUUAAUAAAAAAUUAGAAGAACAAAUUAAUCAUCAAAAACAAACUUUAGAUUCAACUUUAAAACAAUUAUCUGAAAAAGAUAAACAAUUAGAUACAUUUAAAAAUAUUAUAACUUCACCACCACCACCAUCAUCAUCAUCAUCAUCAUUAUCAUCAGCAUCGGCAUCUUUAAAAAAUUCAGAAAUUGAAACAUUAAAUCAAUCUUUAAAAUCUGAAAUUAAUUAUUUUAAAAAAAUUAAUAAAGAACAAAAAGAUGAAAUUAAUAGACUAAAUAAAAUUUUUGAAGGAGUUGGUAAUUUAGAGAUGAUAAAACAACAAAAUGAAAAUAUGAAAGAGAAAAUAAAAAGAUUAGAACCAUUGAUUGAGAAAUAUAAUAGAUUACAAGUUGAACAUAAUCAAUUAAUCAAUGAAAAGAAUCAAAUGGAGUUAACUUUUGGUUCAAUUGAUAAACAACAAUCCACUCAACAAUUACAACAAAAAAUCAUUCAAUUAGAGAAUGAUAAUCAAACUUUAAUUGGUAAAAUUGGGGAAAUCACUGCAAAUUGGAAGUUAAUGGAGAGUAGAAAUCAAGAUUAUUCAAUUCGUAUUCAACAAGAAAAAGACUCAUUAAAUGAAAAAUUAACAAAAAUUAAUGAAUUAACAGAGAAAAUUAAAAGAUUAGAAAAAUUAAAUUAUUUAUUAAAUAGAGAAAGAGAUAAUAUUAAAAAUAUUUUAGAUACUUAUGAUGAUAAUCAACAACCUCAACAACUUCAAGAUGAUGAUAAUAAUAAUAAUAAUAAUAAUAAUAAUAAUAAUAAUGAAUCAGGUGAUACAAAAAGAAGAAUUGAAAUAAUAAAUGAAUUAGAAAGAUCAUUAAAAGAAAAGAAUAUAUUAAUUCAAGAAUAUGAAUAUAAAUUAGAUUGUAAUAAUAAUUCUAAUAAUGUUAAUGGUGAUUUCAGUAGUAUUAAUUAUAAAGAAGAAUGCAAAAGAUUAAAUAAAGAAAUUGAAAAACUUUUACAAGAGAAUGCUUUAUUAGAAGCAAGAUUAGGUAAAGGUGAAUUUGAUCCAUUAAAAACUAAAGUUUUACAUUUUUCAAAUAAUCCUUCUUCUUUAAUUUUAAAUCAACAACAACAACAAGAAGAAAGUAAUAAUAAUAAUAUUAAUAAUAAUAUUAAUAAUGAUAAAAAUAAUAAUAAUUCAAUUCAAAUUGAUAAGAAAUUAAUUGAAGAAAAUCAUAGAUUAUUAAUUCAAAUUAAUGAUGGUGAAAAGAAAAUGGAUAGAUUAAAACAAAUUUUUAAACAAAAGAUUAAUGAAUUUAGAGAGGCUGUUUAUGCAUUAUUAGGUUUUAAAAUUGAUGUAGAUACAAAUAAUAGAUAUAAAUUACAAUCAAUGUAUGCAGAAAGAGAAUCUGAUUUCUUAAUGUUUCAACAAUCACCACCAACACAACAAUCAAAUAAUAAGGGUAGAAUUCAAAUGGAAUUAUUGGAAACUGAGUUUACAAGAAAUUUAGAUAAAGAAAUUAAAGCUUAUUUAUUCGCUUGUAAAUCAAUACCUUCUUUCCUUUCUCAAGUUACUAUCGAAUUGUUUUCAAAACAAACUUUUCAUCCUUGA
Molecule: messenger RNA, 2460 nt
Organism: Dictyostelium discoideum AX4
Lineage: Eukaryota; Evosea; Eumycetozoa; Dictyosteliales; Dictyosteliaceae
Gene: mad1
Product: mitotic spindle assembly checkpoint protein 1
Exons: 3
Coding region: 1-2460 (819 amino acids)
Biological process (GO): mitotic spindle assembly checkpoint signaling
Cellular component (GO): nucleus
Source: RefSeq, a predicted model, not a curated record